Rhagoletis pomonella (apple maggot) is the source of this 756-nucleotide messenger RNA. Its product is annotated as protein FAM135B-like. The record is from RefSeq and is a predicted model, not a curated record. Bases 304 to 756 code for a protein of 150 amino acids. The transcript is spliced from 3 exons. Lineage: Eukaryota; Metazoa; Arthropoda; Insecta; Diptera; Tephritidae.
GCAGCCACAGCCACAAAAGCGGCAAGGGGCGGUACAAGCGGUUUGUAAACAGACGCAACCGCAACGAUUAACAAAGAUUCUUCGAAGCAUUCCUCGCUUGCCCGCGUUGCAGAGAACUCAUGCUCGCCGCCCCCACCUAAUCAACAGCAGAGCGCGCAGUGAGUCUACGUCAGCAGCAUAAAAUAGUGCCGUAGGUGUUUGGCUGCUGCUGCUGCUGCUGCUGCUGCUGCUGGUGCAACGACGCGAUCGCAAGCCUUUCGAGUACUGGAGGGCAGUGAGUGACGUUUAUGCGCUCAACUCGGCAUGGGCGACCUACAAGCAACAAUUGAAUUUUCCGUUGAGCUCUACAAAUUCUUCAAUGUUGACUUAUUUCAACGAGGCCUCUAUCAGGUACGUUGCGGCCUGCGUGUCUCACCGCGACUUCCCGUGCAGGUGGAAACCAGUAUACCAGACACACCGCAAAACAAUUCACAUUCGGCAGAAGUGCACACACAAGCGCAGACAGCCACGAACGGUGGCAGCGGUGGUGGUGGUGACAGCAGCGGCGGUGACGGGGGCGGCGAGGGCGAGGGCGAUAUACUGCAGGAGCAGCGCGACGCCCAGGAUACGAAUGGCGGCAGCCUAUUGUCAGGAUCUGCAUGCAUAAUUAACGGCUGCGGUGCAUCGCGCAUCUUUCAGAUUCUCUACAGGAAUGAGGAAGUGGCGUUGCGCGAUGUCAUUCACUUUCGUACACACUUGUUGGUGAUGGCCGAUUAA